AUGAGGAUUCAUGUGCUCUUAGUAGCUGGAACAGCCCAUGCCGCCUUUCGACAACGCUGGAGCAUGCAAAAGGUUACAAAUGCCCCGUCCAGCGUCGUCGCAGCAGAUUCACAACAAGCUAGCCAGGAUCCAUGUGCAAUUAUUAGCAAAGCUUUCGAGGCCGUUGCUACGAACAAAACGUCCAAUGGGCCUAUAAUUCUUGACUUGAGGCCAUCUGUAGGAACUGCAUGUCGCAAAUCACUCCCGGUGAUGCAAAAGGCCAACCUCAAGCUUCUGGACUACCUCCGGCCAUACAUCGAGUUUCAGAGCACCAUAGAGCUCCUAAAAGAUCCUCCACCAGAGUACUUGCUCCCUGGCGUCGAUAUCAUGGGCGGCAUGCAGGCCAUGAGGCAAAAGCUUGAGAACAACAGUUACGAGUCACAGCUAGACGUGAUGACUGACUUGCACAACAUUUUUGUCGCGGCAAGCGACAAUCACUUUGGCUACCUACCGGGCCUAUUCAGCGCAUUUCGAUAUGCCCGACCCGAUCUUAACUUCAGAUCUAUUUCGACCGAUGGAUUCGAUAUGCCACAGAUUUUCGACGCACAGGAUCUUUUAGCCCUCGAAAAUAAGACGUAUACGCCGUCUCCUGUUGCCACAAUUGAUGGUCAGGAGGUAUACGAAUUCCUGGAGAAGGAGGCCAUGGGCGUGCCUCAAGGUCAUCAAGAUCCGGAUGCCAAGUUAAAUUUACUCUUUGACUCAAUUCCAUUAAGAGCUGCCGGAGGUGGAAGCGCAGCUAGGUUUUCCAUCCUCGAGAUCCCGGACAGCUACACCAUUGUACAUAAAAACGGCACCUUGCGGAUUGUGACAAACUCUAUCGUUACUCUUCCAGAUGUAAAUCUCACAGGCAUCCGGUCCGGCCAAGAAUUCCAAAAGAGAUUUGAAAUUCCUCCGCGGAACAAAACAGCUGAGACUCCGCCGCCGGCACCACCUAGGAACGAGUCUGCUCUUGUUGAUUAUCCAACGCCCCUCGUCAAGCACUCUGAUGAGUUUGUUGCGAGCUAUGCUCUAAACGACACUGAGAUGCGCGACACCAUGGUCAUUUCAUUCCUCAGUUUCGUUUCCCUCGUAAAAGAGGAUAUUUUAGCCAAUGAAACUGCUCUUGGCUCAUUUGUGCGCCAGUUCGGAGACGUCAUUGACCAAACAGCCAAAGCAGCCAAGGAGCAAGGCCGGGACAAGCUCAUCAUCGACAUGUCCGCCAACGUCGGCGGAUCACUCGACCUCACAGACUUUGCAUACACCACCUUCUUCCCAGGGGCUCGCUUCGACAGCUUUGACCGGUACCGAGUCGACAGCGGGCUCAACUUCCUAGCGCGCGGCGCAAGCCCCAAGGCCGUGUUGAGACUUUUCGUCGCGCCAGAGGGACUACCCAUUGACGCGGCGAACCGCACAAUCGACUCUCCCGACGCCUUGUUUGCACCCAGGCCCAUCCAAGGCCAGAACAUGACUGCCGAGUUUCACAGGAACGCGUCCACGCGCUACUUUAUCAAGCCGGACGUGUUUCUGCGCGGCUACGAGCCCAACGAGACGGCGGCGAGGCGCGAGCCCCCCUGGAAGCCCGAGAACAUGGUCAUUCUCACCGACGGGCUGUGCGCGUCGGCCUGCACCAUCUUCACGGGCCUCUUGGUGCGCAACUUUGGCAUUCGCACCAUUGCCCUCGGCGGGCGGCCCCUCAACAAGCCCAUGCAGGCCAUAGGGGGCGUCAAGGGCACCCAGGUCUUUGCCAACGCCGAGAUUCAAAACAUUACAGCCGACGCGGUGAGAAAAAGCGCGGGCCAGGCUCGUCAGCAGUCGGCUCGGUCCAUCCCCAGCGUACGGGAUGCGCCUCUUUUGCCGCUCAUGCAAGAGCCCGGCAGCGGCGGGUCGGUCAACUUGCGCAACGGCUAUUCGCAGGACGAUGUGGACGGGUUCCCGUUGCAUUUCAAGUAUCAAGCUGCGAAUUGUAGGCUAUUUUACACGAGUAAGAUGCUCACCGAUGUGGCUGAGACGUGGCGACGGGCGGCGCUGGUUGCUUUUAGGAACGGGACGUGUGUUCCUGGGUCGACUGUCAACUCGGACGGGACAAUGGGAGCCAAGGCACCUGAAUUUGACCCGGACGUGCGAGGGAGGGCACCGGGAGUGCCUAGGCCUACUCUCGAAUGA
This is a messenger RNA of Metarhizium brunneum ARSEF 3297, 2181 nucleotides long. Its product is annotated as Peptidase S41 family protein ustP. Gene Ontology annotation, biological process: proteolysis. The record is from RefSeq and is a predicted model, not a curated record. Lineage: Eukaryota; Fungi; Ascomycota; Sordariomycetes; Hypocreales; Clavicipitaceae. Gene Ontology annotation, molecular function: serine-type peptidase activity.